UAUUUGCAUGGUCACAGUCAAAACAGAGAAGCAUGCAGUUUCUAAUUAGCUUGUCGUUGCUGCUGUUGUUUUGCAUGGCGGUAGACAGGAUCCUUUGUGUGCUUUUUGUGUGGAUACGUUGAUGCGAUUUACACGAAUUCACCCGUUUCCCGGCAGAAUAUUUGUGUUAUCCACAGGAUUUUGUGAAUUACUACAGAUGCACAGGAUUUUGUGAAUUACUACAGAUGCAUCUUAAACUCGAAACGGAAUAGAAUGUUGCGACGCUAGCGUUUUCAGAAUGCAUCACAUUUUUAUGCUUCGAGAACGCCGGGUUGUGUGCCGUGCAACCUUUUUUUUUUAAAGCUCAAAACAAUUGUUUUGUCAUGCUUAUUGUCCAAGUAAAUAUGCCUUGCAUCAACACUGGGCUAUAGUACGUUAUCGUAACAUUCGUUUCACAUAGCUACUUUAGCAGACGGGCCUUAUUUGACGUAACUUUUGGUUAUUGGUUCUCGAGCUAGGUCCUGGGGGUACCCUAUGUACCCUGGUUUUCGUUCCAACCACAAGUACUAUUCCAGAAUUUUUUUAUUAGCCGCUUUUCAUCUUUCGAGGGAUUAUUUGCCCUUUCAGAAAUUACUGUGCAUGCCAUGAAGAAUAAAAGCACCAUAGUCACAUUGCGCUUAUUGUUAUAUAUUGCAAACGAUUACACGAAGAGGUAAAAAAAAAAAAAAAGUUACACCGAGGCGAAUCACUAGGGUCCUAAUUGAGGCGAAAAUUGGGCUGAACGACCCCAUGCUCUGCUAUAUCCUGGAUGGGGUGCUGCUGCUGUACGGUCUGGUCAUCACGGGGCUCUUCUUCAGAGAGAGAUACUUCAAGCCGACUAAGGCCGACUCCAAAGAUGACGGUAUCUAUAUGGGCCUGAACAAAGCAGCCGACGCGUACGACGUCCUGAGGCCCUCGGGCGACGCCGAGAGUGGAGCCGGAGCCUCGCGAGGGAAGCGCAGGCAGGGUGAUGAUGAGACGUACACGCCCCUUCAGAAAGGAACCGAGGAUAACUACAAAGAGAUUGGAGUAAAGAAGGAGCGCCGCAGAAACAGAAAUGAACAGGUGUACCAGGGUCUGAGCACCGCCACCAAGGACACCUACGACAGCCUGCACAUGCCGCAACUGCCACCACGCUAAGAAACGGCAGGGUGACCUUUGACCUUAAGACCCCCUGACCUUUCCAUGCCGGCACAAUGACCAAUCCCUGGCUCUCACAGUAGAGUGCAGCUUUCUGUUCUAUGUUGCUGGGCAAAGUCCAUUCCUUCCAGCAGCAACAGUGUGCCCAGUUUUAUCAUAUAAAAAAAUGAAUUACAUUCAUUGGCCCAUUGGCAAAUAAACAAUUUCAGCCAAGUGAACCAAAACUCCGCUAAAUUUUAGGUGAAUUUCAGUUCGGGUCAAUUACUGCCAAUUUCCUCCCCAAACACCAAUAAUUUUCAGCCUUUUCACAUGAAUGUGAAAAAUGUAUUUUGAAAGGCAGCCCCCCCCCCGCCAUGUAUUGCUAUUUAAAUUAUUAAUAUCACAGUCCAAACCAGGUUUAAACCUGGCAUGUCCAAUCGUAUCCAGAAACAGGGCCAGUCGGGGUGCACCACGCCUGAAUUAACUAUUUAA
Molecule: messenger RNA, 1629 nt
Organism: Anguilla rostrata (American eel)
Lineage: Eukaryota; Metazoa; Chordata; Actinopteri; Anguilliformes; Anguillidae
Product: T-cell surface glycoprotein CD3 zeta chain-like
Exons: 8
Coding region: 769-1158 (129 amino acids)
Biological process (GO): cell surface receptor signaling pathway
Cellular component (GO): membrane
Molecular function (GO): transmembrane signaling receptor activity
Source: RefSeq, a predicted model, not a curated record